AGGCUGGGAAGAAUACACAUUUUGCAUGAGUAGCCAUUAAUAGAUGCUCCGUGUAUGUGUUUGUAGGUUUAGUGUUUUCAACUCAUUAGCUUAUAUCACAAGGCUUCAUAUAUUAACUGAACUACCAAAAAAAUUACUUCUCUAAUAUUGCUGUCACACUCAAUUGUUUCUUCUGUUAACUCUUUUCUUCUCUAGCACCCCCCUUCAACCCUAUCACAACUCAAGAAUAUGGGUUUUCUAGAGACCGAAGAGAGGAGGAUGGUGAUGGAAUUUGAGAUGGAAGAAAUCAAGCGCAUCUUAGUUGCAUGCUCUGCAAGAAAAGACGACCAACAAUUCAAAGAGCCGCGUGUUUCUUCCUCAGAAAUGAUUGGCGACUGUGAUAAGUCUGUUUGUGUUACCAGUGGUGUUUCUUUUCUGGGCCUCGCUAUUGUUAAUCGCCUUUUGCGCCGUGGCUACUCUGUCAAAAUUAUCGUUCAUACUGAAGAGGAAAUGGAGAAAUUAAGGGAGUUAGAAACUUCAGGAGAGAUGAGGUCAAGCAACAGUAGCAUCAAAGCAGUAAUGGCUAAACUGACAGAAAUAGAAAGUCUACUGGAUGCAUUUGAUGGCUGUCGUGGCGUCUUUCACACCUCUGCAUUUACCGACCCUGCUGGCCUCUCUGGCUAUACAAAAUCCAUGGCUGAAGUAGAAGUGAAGGCAUGUGAGAAUGUGAUCAUGGCAUGUUCAAGAACACCAUCAGUUAGGCACUGUGUGCUCACUUCCUCACUUUUAGCCUGCAUAUGGAGAGAUGGCUUUUCACAAGAUCUUUCCCCUGUAAUCAACCAUGACUCCUGGAGCGACGAAUCACUUUGUGCGGAUAAAAAGCUCUGGUAUGCCUUGGGUAAGCUGAGAGCAGAGAAGGCUGCUUGGAGAAUUGCGAAGGAGAAAGGUUUAAAAUUGGCGACUAUCUGUCCAGGUCUCAUCACAGGUCCAGACUUCUUUCACAGAAAUCCAACAGCAACAAUCGCUUACCUUAAAGGAGCUCAAGAAAUGUUUGGAGAUGGCCUCCUGGCAACUACUGAUGUGAUGAAACUAGCAGAGGCACAAGCGUGCGUGUUGGAGGGAAUGGACAAGAGAGCGUUCGGAAGGUACAUUUGCUUUGAUAAUAUCAUUGAGAGGAAAGAUGAAGCAGAAAAACUGGCAAAAGAGAUUGGAAUGCCUGCAAACAAGAUAUGUGGGACUUCAACCGACAAUACUCCGGCUCGAUUCGAGCUAUCAAAUAAAAAGCUUUUAAAUCUCAUGUCAAGAACACUUCGCACUUGUUUUAACCAAAGCUAGAAAAGUGGCUCUUCCUGUUUCAUGUAACCAGCUUCCUGCCUUCUGCUUCUUAUUUUUGAUGUGUGGGCAUAUAAACAACGCUUUUAUACAACUGUCUGCCACAACUUUUUUAA
Molecule: messenger RNA, 1427 nt
Organism: Ricinus communis (castor bean)
Lineage: Eukaryota; Viridiplantae; Streptophyta; Magnoliopsida; Malpighiales; Euphorbiaceae
Product: cinnamoyl-CoA reductase-like SNL6
Exons: 5
Coding region: 229-1314 (361 amino acids)
Biological process (GO): steroid biosynthetic process
Molecular function (GO): 3-beta-hydroxy-Delta5-steroid dehydrogenase (NAD+) activity
Source: RefSeq, a predicted model, not a curated record